Molecule: messenger RNA, 1483 nt
Organism: Symbiodinium sp. CCMP2456
Lineage: Eukaryota; Dinophyceae; Suessiales; Symbiodiniaceae
Source: the annotation of a GenBank genome assembly
AUGGAGGACGCCGCCGCCGCUGCUGCCAUGGCCUCCUCGGGCAAGGUCUUGAAUGCAACGGAGAAGGCGGAGCAAGCACGGAGCAUGUUUGGUGCGACCUACGAGGCUGCGCGGGCGGAUCCUGUGGACAUUCCGGCGCCCACGGGGGAGACUGGCCCUGACGGACAGCUGAUUGUCACCCACAAGUACGCCCACUUUGAUGAUGUCGGCAAGGUGGAGGACGAGAGCAAAGUGGAAGGCCCCUAUGCGAUUCUCAAGAACCACCAGGACGCUGCGAUCACGCUCUGCACAAAGGGUCGGUACUUUGAGGGCGUGGGAUGCUGGGAGCACUGCAAGUUCGAGUAUCCGAUUGGGACGCUGAGCCAGUGCUGGAAGGAAGAUUGUCCCAAAGGUUGGUCGGAGGUGGCUGGUGGAUUCUGCAAGAAGAACGGCAUCAAUGUCAAUACGAAGCCCAAAGGCAGCUACAGCCGCGGCGAGAUGAAGUCACCCAAGACAUGCAAGCUUGGUGACUCCUUUGGCCCUGGAGCACAGCCAGACAACGGAAAUCGCGAUGUGACCGUUGUCAUGUUGUCGGAUGUGCAGCUUCCCUGGUGCCACAAGGAGGACUCCCGCAUGGACAUGCCAUGCGCCCUAGAGGAUAACUUUUACAUGAUCCAGGGCAUCAAGGCCCUCGAGAGUUUGUCAUGGGUGGAGGGUGACGUGGACCCGGUGGCGACGCCCCUUGGAGUGUUCAUCGCCGGCGAUCUGACGGCUUUCGGCUCGAGAAAUCAGUACAUAACCUAUCGGAAGCUCUGGGAGACGCGGGACGACGAGAGCUCCAACAAGAACAACAAGCUGCCUAUCUGGCCGGGUCUCGGCAACCAUGACUACGCCAACAACAUCGAGGGCUGCAACACUCUCUUGGAGGAGCCAACGUGGGCACCCUAUGCGAUGAACGGCUGUGCUCAGCGAAUGUUGACCUACGUCCGCGCCGCCGUCGCCAAGUGCGGAGACGAAACUGUCGUGAAAAGCUUUGGUGGCUUUGUGGACCAUUACCACAAGGACUCGGCGGCAUAUACCGUUCGCUAUGGCCGCAUCCGUUUUGUGCACUUGCACAACUAUCCGACCUUUCGGCGUGAGCAGCUGACGGGCAUGGCCUCCACCAUCGGCUUUCUGAAAGACGAGGUGGCUGAGGCAAGCAAGACAGAGGAUUACCUCGUGCUGGUUAUGCAUGACAUGGGCCAGCACUUCAGCCCCGAGGCACACGACGGCCAGGUAGAACGCUACGACUACUUCUCCAACAUUGUCGCGGGCUCCAGGACACUGGCUGUUUUUGCCGGCCAUCUUCAUCCAACUGGUGGAAUGAAAAGAGGCUUUCUGCAAGACUCCCGGCCUAGGGAGUACACUCUGCUGCAGAACACCUGGGGGGAGAACAUCCCCGUGAUCCGGAACUGGGCUUCCUCGGAGCAGCGCUUCGUCGUGGCGCAGGUGAACGUCGCCCGCU